CGAGCUUCCAAUUAUCAACCCAACCCACACAUUACUAGGGAAAAGAUGACGAAUCCUCGGCAUGCAAGAGCGAUGUGUAAUCCUCUUGCCGCUCGUAUAAAAACCGACAUGGAAUUGAAUUGGCUCCAAUCGUCUACCUUGAACCAUGGAUGUAUCCCAUUCAGUGGAAUUGAACAAUGGUGACUCAAUUCCGGUGCUUGGGUUGGGUGUUUGGACUGGAAUAGAUCCUGAAGCACAGCGUGCGUCCGUUCCGUGGAUACAGACAGCUAUCAAGGCCGGCUACAGGCACUUUGAUACAGCAUUGAUCUACGGUACGGAACAACCCCUGGGGGAGGCUAUACGCAAGUCUGGUAUUCCGCGGGAAGAAUUCUUUAUUUGUACAAAGUUUCCAUGGAAUUAUCAUGGUCGAAUCGUAGAGUCAUUGAACGAAAGCCUGGAGAGUCUGGGAAUGACCUAUGUAGAUUUGUUUUUGAUGCACUGGCCCCAAUAUGUUGUCUAUGAGAAGGACAACUUUCUCCCGCGGAAUCCCGACGGGACAGUCCGUGUCACUGACGAACGGAAUUUCAACCAAUCAUGGGAGGUGAUGGAGAAAUUACUGGAGACGGGCAAGUGCAAGGCGAUUGGUGUCAGCAACUUUUCCAUUAAGACAUUGGAAAAGCUGUUCACGGUGGCCAAGAUCAUACCUGCAGUGAAUCAGAUCGAGUUGCAUCCGUAUCUCGUACAAGAAGAUCUUGUGCAAUAUUGCCAAAAGAAGGGUAUUGUUGUCGUCGCGUACACUCCUACAGGUAUGGAUGUCGUCAGGAAGGACCCGGUUAUCAUUGAGCUGGCGGCGAAAUACAAUGCCACGCCGACGCAAAUUAUCUUGGCGUGGCAUCUAGCACGAGGCGUGGUUAUCAUUCCCAAGAGCGCAAAUGAGGGCCGACAGAAGGAGAACAUGAUCCUUCCGGUCUUGGACCCUAGCGACGUGGAGAAGAUAAGCGGGCUGGAUAGGAAUGAUAGAUUGACCAAUAAAACCAUGGAAGUGAAUGGGACGCUUUGGGGUUGGACGUAUGAGCAGAUGGGGUGGGCGUAGAUGUUGAAUUGGCAGAGUUUAUCUUGUCUACUGUCUGUAAGAUUAGACACCAGGACAGAUAAUCUGUUCCCUGAUUCCUACAUUCCAUUAUACGCCCGGCUUUAUUGUGCAGAACAUCACUUCCUUUCAAACUCCGAAAUUUAAAUUGAGAGCAAUCUCAGCUCAACCCACCCAACUCCUCGAAAGGUCCCAUUCAAUCAAGAACGACAUCAUACUAGCUGUUAUCGACUUCUUAACUAUUCGCAUGCCUAUAUGGUCC
Guyanagaster necrorhizus is the source of this 1331-nucleotide messenger RNA. RefSeq names its product Aldo/keto reductase. Lineage: Eukaryota; Fungi; Basidiomycota; Agaricomycetes; Agaricales; Physalacriaceae. The record is from RefSeq and is a predicted model, not a curated record. The transcript is spliced from 13 exons. Bases 146 to 1072 code for a protein of 308 amino acids.